AUGUGUAUUUACAAGGGAGUUAACUUCUCUGUGAAAUUGAUGAUAUGUAAACUUGUAGCUUUGAGUGAUAGUAUUCAAGAGUUAUUGACUACAUCAACAGAUGCAAAUGAAGUGAAAGAACUCCACAAGAAAUGGCUGAAAGCUUAUGAUGAACUGUUGUUUUCUCAUGAAAGUUUUCAGGAUCUCUUGAAACUUUCUUCUGAAGAUGGAGAAAAAGAUGACAAAGAAUUCCAGGAAAGGAAUGUGAGAUUUCAGAAAGUGAAAGAUUCUGUGGAACAGUGGUUCGCAAAACAUUCAAAACAGCAUUCACCAAGUCAAGUAUCUUUUGAUGUCAAAUCUUUGAAAUCGAGACUGUCACAUACGUCUAAAGCUUCGAGCCAAAUUUUCUUGGAGAAAUUAAAGGAAGGUCAACGAAAAGCAGAAUUGUUAGCCAAAGCAUCAGCAUUAGAUGAACAACGAAAGUUGGAAGCAGCUAAACUAGAACUGAAAAUGAAAGAAGAAGAACUGAAAAUUAAAACUGAGCUUAAGAUAAGUGAUGCAAGAACCAGAUUACUGGAAGAACUUGAAAGAAGUGAACUGCAUGACCAACAACUAGAAAACUUUCUCAUCAAUGAAAAUGUAGACAGAAAUGUAACUUUUCAUCUUGAUCCUAUGAAUGCUCUUGCAAGUGAGAACUCUACUCCGAAUAUUAUUCAUCGACCUGUGCAACAUAUUGUUGAUCCAGCAUUGCUAACAACCAUACAGGAUUCCAAACCUGAAUCAAAUAGUGGAAUACAGACUGUAGCUCGUGAAUUGAACAAACCAAAGGCUGACAUACAAAAGUAUGAUGGAAAUCCUAUGAAUUACACAAAAUUUUGGAGACAAUUCAAUGCUAGAAUUUGUUCCAACACUGAAUCAUAUGAAGAACGUUUGAACUUUUUAUUACAGUUUACUAAAGCUCUCAACUGGCCUCUAGUGAAACAAGACAGUGCAAAAGCUUUAGAUCAGUUUGCUAUAUUCCUACGAGAGUGUCAAUAUGCAGUCGAAAACAUUGAUGCGGGUCGUGUGCUGGAAUAUUCAGAAAAUUUGAAACUGUUGGUCAAAAACUUACCAUUUUACCUUCAUGAUAAACGGCGCAAUUGUGUGUAUGAAUUGAAAGAAAAGAAACUAUCUGUGAAAUUUCACCAUCUCGUUGACUUUGUUCGUAAGGAAGCCAAAAAAGCAACUGAUCCCAUAUAUGGAAGAGAAAUGAUGAGUACUCCAAGUUCAGCCAACAAACGCUUACAAGACCACAAGAAAUCAGAAACGCAUAAAAACUUUACUGUGAAAACUGACUCAAGAUCUCAAGCACUACCAAUUGUGCCUGUCCGAGUCAAGUUAAAGUUCAGUGACAAGUACGUAGAAACUUAUGCUUUCCUUGACUCCGGAAGUAAUGCAACAUUCUGUUUGGAGAACAUUGUUAGAUCAUUAAAAGUGGAAAGAAAAUGAACCUUAACCUCACAACAA
Molecule: messenger RNA, 1485 nt
Organism: Saccostrea echinata
Lineage: Eukaryota; Metazoa; Mollusca; Bivalvia; Ostreida; Ostreidae
Exons: 4
Coding region: 1-1467 (488 amino acids)
Source: RefSeq, a predicted model, not a curated record